This is a messenger RNA of Cryptotermes secundus, 1807 nucleotides long. RefSeq names its product calmodulin-lysine N-methyltransferase. The record is from RefSeq and is a predicted model, not a curated record. Bases 353 to 1312 code for a protein of 319 amino acids. Gene Ontology annotation, cellular component: cytoplasm; nucleus; precatalytic spliceosome. The transcript has 2 exons. Gene Ontology annotation, biological process: mRNA splicing, via spliceosome. Gene Ontology annotation, molecular function: protein binding; RNA binding; zinc ion binding. Lineage: Eukaryota; Metazoa; Arthropoda; Insecta; Blattodea; Kalotermitidae.
AGUUACUUGUUUUUCUAUGAUUUCCAAAUCCUUGGUUUUCGUAACCGAGCUAAGAGCUACGGAAUGAUGAUGAUGAUGAUGACGAUGAUGAUGAUGAUGAUGAUGAUGAUGCGUUGCCUGCCAUUGCAGCGUUAAAAUGGUGUACGGGGAGUGUGGUGAUGUAGUUGCAGGAAAUGGUUAUACCAGAGGUUGAAAUUCAGAAAAUCUUGGUGAAUAUUUUAUUAUAGAGUGGUUACAGAGAGCUCAGAUAUGCUAAAAGUAACCAUCCUCUCUCAUCAGUACAAAAAUGUAUAAACUUCAUCUAGAAAAUGGGCACUAGUUUUGGUACAGUGAGAGACUUCAGUAUUGAGCAAUGUCUGCAGUAUAUAAUGGCUCACAACAGCAGCAGGUAUAUCUGCAACAUCACAAGAAUAGAAAUGAAGUUGCUCGACGCCGCUGGAAGAUCUUGGCUCGAGCGUUGCAAAAAACGAGUGACAUUGAUACUACUCCAAUGAAUGUUGAUGACAUCAUAUCAGUACGACGUUUCACAACAUUUAAUCUUGUAACAUCCAAACCUUUAACUCUAAACAACAGCUCCAGAGAUACUGCUGCAUCCUGGUUUGAAUACUCUGCAACCAUAUCACAGGAUACAUAUUCUUUGAAUAUUCGACAUCCUACACGGAGUUUCACUGCAGCUGAGCUUAUGGGAUUCAACAAUACAGGGAAUAUUUGUGUUUGGCCAUCAGAAGAAGUACUGGCUUACUACAUUCUAUGCAACCUAAAAUAUUUUUCUGGUAAAACAGUUCUGGAGCUGGGGGGUGGAAUGACAUGCCUUGCUGGGCUCAUGGUGGCCAAGUACACAGCAGCAGCCAACAUCCAUGUCACUGAUGGAAACAUAUCUGCCAUUGAUAAUGUACAGUUCAUUGUAAAGCAUAAUGGUUUAGAGAAUCGCAUGACAUGCUCUGUCUUGCAGUGGGGGGAUAUUCAGAACAGACCAAUUGAUAAGCAUAUUUCAGCGUAUGAUAUUAUCUUAUCUGCUGACUGCCUAUUUUUUGAUGAAGCUCGUCAGGAUCUUAUUGAAACUAUUUGGGCAUUGUUGAAUGAGGGUGGAACUGCACUUGUUAUGGCACCACGAAGGGGACGAACGUAUGAGAAAUUUGCAGAAGAAGCUAAAAUGAGAGGGUUUCAUUGUAAGAGUAAGCAGUAUUACAAUGAACAUGUUUGGAAUAGGCAUUUAAAAUUGAAACAGAAUUGUGAUUAUGAUGAGAAUAUUCAUUAUCCAAUGCUCCUACGUCUUAGAAAAACAUAUGGUGAAAAUUCUCAUGAUAGCUAAAUUACCCCUUUGUCUUUUAAUUUAUAUCAAACAUGUGUAUGAGAAACAUAAUUGUAAAACAAAUUAAACUCUUAAUAUUGAAUCUGAUGAUGUGCCAUGAAUGUUGCCAAACAUUGCCAGAAACCAGUAUUUUCUUUACUUGCAAUAAAGCAGAUUUAGUGUUGGAAUCACAAAAGAAGUGUAUAUAGUCUUGAUUUUGUUUUGUUGCAAAUGUUCAUUCAAGGACAGGCUGGAAUAUUUGGGUACUUUAUUCUGCAGGCAGCUGCUGGAGCUAGGUCAGCAUGGUUUUCCAUGACCCAUAUAAAAAGAUAACUUGUUUAGCCAAAAUAUCCUGGGGUUUGCCUGUGCUGUCAUCUUUUCAUGAAUACUUGUUAAAUCAGUUAUAAAAAUAUUCCUUAUACUGCUGCUUAGUUAAUUUGCAACUGCAAUUUUUUUUGUUAUUUUUUUAAGUUACUUUGAUCUGUGUUUUUCAUUUGUGAAUGAGAAUGAACUAAA